Messenger RNA from Gastrolobium bilobum, 4256 nucleotides. RefSeq names its product protein CHROMATIN REMODELING 8. Gene Ontology annotation, molecular function: ATP binding; ATP-dependent chromatin remodeler activity. Lineage: Eukaryota; Viridiplantae; Streptophyta; Magnoliopsida; Fabales; Fabaceae. The record is from RefSeq and is a predicted model, not a curated record. The coding region runs from base 164 to 3853 and encodes 1229 amino acids. Gene Ontology annotation, cellular component: nucleus. The transcript has 7 exons. Gene Ontology annotation, biological process: transcription-coupled nucleotide-excision repair.
AAGAAGAAGAAGAAGCUUCUUUAAUUUUAAUUGAAAUCGGUUAGGAAAAUAAAUUGAGCUUAAAUGCCGUUAAGUUAUGGUGAAAAUGAUCAACGUCAUGUGUUUUGGCAGCUAGGUUUGGGGUUCCGCUACACGAUGAUAUCAUUGAUGUUACGAUAAUUCAAUGGAGGAAGAGCAGGAUCGAAUUUUGCUCACUAGUUUGGGCGUAAAAUCUGCCAAUCCCGAAGACAUUGAGCGCGACGUUUUGGAAAAGGCUAGGAAUGAUGCAGUGAUUGUUACUGAAGCUGAAGGGAGCACCAAGGAAGAGUGUUCUCAUUUAUCUGAAAAUGUUGUUGAUCCAUCAUCUAUUUCCAAAGCAGAACUUCAUCAGAAGUUGAGGGCAGUAGAAUUUGAAAUAGAUGCCGUCGCUUCGACUAUUCAGCCCUCGAGAAAUGAUGAUAAUAAUGGAGAAUGUAGUGAUGUUGGUGAGGGAAGACCGGAGCAAGGGAUUUCUGAGGGUGAUUCCUCCGAGGAAUUGAACCUUCAGCGUGUUCUCGCUGCCGAUAGGUUGAGGAGCCUGAAGAACACUAAGGCUCAACUAGAGAAAGAGCUUUCAACCUUGUGUAAAGAGGAUAAAGCUUCCCAAAGCGUCGAGCAUGAAGAAAAAGUGAUCUUGAGUUUAGUUAAGGAAGAGCGAAGGCCCAAGAGGCAGCUUAAAGAAGAUAAAAAAUCGCACAAAAGCUCAGGAAAGCGGCUUAAGAAAGUCUCAUUUGAUGACGAUGUUGAUUUUGAUGCUGUUUUGGAUGCAGCCUCUGCAGGCUUUGUUGAAACAGAAAGGGAUGAAUUGGUGAGAAAAGGAAUUUUAACUCCUUUUCAUAAGCUGAAGGGUUUUGAGCGCCGCUUUCAACAUCCUGAAACAUCAAGUAGUAAUAAUGCAGCCGAGGAUGAAAAUAUCAAUGAUCUUGCUUCUUCCAGUGUUGAAAGAGCUGCCAGAUCAAUGUCUGAGGCAGCAAGAGCUCGCCCAACCACCAAGCUGCUUGGGUCUGAAGCUGUACCGAAGCUUGAUGCACCCACUUUUCCUUUUCGCAGGCUCAAGAAACCACUAAUAUUUCCCAAACCUGCAGAUGGAGAGGUGGAGCCGAAUAAAAGUUCAAAAAAGAAAAAGAGACGGCCUUUGCCUGGUAGGAAAUGGACCAAGCAUGUUUCUUGUGAAGAUACACAUCUGGAAGAAAGUCAAAGUGAAAAUGCAAAUGUUUGCUUGGACUCUUCCAGUUGUGAAAAUUUAGAAGCACAAGAUGUUGAACUUGCUGAUCAUGAAUCUUCUUAUGUAACAUUAGAAGGUGGGCUGAAAAUCCCUGAUAACAUAUUUGAAGCUUUGUUUGACUAUCAAAAGGUUGGUGUUCAAUGGCUGUGGGAAUUGCAUUGCCAAAGAUCUGGUGGAAUUAUUGGCGAUGAAAUGGGUCUUGGUAAAACUGUCCAGGUCUUAUCAUUUCUUGGUGCAUUGCAUUUUAGUGGCAUGUACAAACCCAGCAUCAUUGUCUGUCCUGUUACACUAUUGCGACAGUGGAAAAGGGAAGCUAAAAAGUGGUACCCAAAAUUCCAUGUAGAGCUUUUACAUGAUUCUGCUCAAGAUUCUGCUCCUAGAAAGAAGCGAGCUAAAUCUGAUGAAACAGACUGUGAAAGCAAUAGUUCAAGUGAUAAUGAUUAUGAGAGAAGUUUGCCAUCCAAAAGCACAAGAAAAUGGGAAUCCCUGAUAAAUCGUGUCAUGAGAUCGGAAUCUGGAUUACUUAUCACCACUUAUGAGCAGCUCAGAAUAUUGGGAGACCAGUUGCUUGACAUCGAAUGGGGCUACGCAGUUCUUGAUGAAGGGCAUAGAAUAAGGAAUCCAAAUGCUGAAGUUACCCUAGUUUGUAAGCAGCUACAAACAGUACACCGCAUCAUAAUGACUGGCGCACCUAUUCAGAACAAACUGUCUGAGCUGUGGUCAUUGUUUGAUUUUGUUUUUCCUGGAAAGUUGGGUGUUUUGCCUGUAUUUGAAGCUGAGUUUGCAGUUCCUAUAGCAGUUGGUGGAUAUGCAAAUGCUUCACCAUUACAAGUAUCCACAGCAUACAGGUGUGCUGUGGUACUGCGUGAUUUAAUCAUGCCCUAUCUUCUCCGACGCAUGAAGGCUGAUGUGAAUGCCCUACUUCCCAAGAAAACUGAGCAUGUUCUAUUUUGCAGCCUUACAGCUGAGCAAGUAUCUGCUUAUAGAGCAUUUUUAGCAAGCACUGACGUGGAGCAAAUAUUGGAUGGACAAAGGAAUUCUCUUUAUGGAAUUGAUGUGAUGCGCAAGAUCUGCAACCACCCUGACCUACUUGAAAGGGAACAUGCCUUCACGAAUCCAGAUUAUGGAAAUCCAGAACGGAGUGGGAAAAUGAAAGUUGUAGCUCAAGUGCUUAAUGUUUGGAAGGAACAGGGUCACCGUGUUCUUCUUUUUUCUCAAACCCAACAGAUGCUUGAUAUUUUUCAGAAUUUCUUGACAACUUCUGGUCAUGUUUACCGGAGAAUGGAUGGUCUCACUCCCAUUAAACAAAGAAUGGCUUUAAUAGACGAAUUUAAUGCUUCAAGUGAGAUAUUUAUUUUCAUUUUAACAACCAAAGUUGGGGGUUUGGGGACAAAUCUUACUGGUGCAGAUAGGGUGAUCAUCUUCGACCCUGAUUGGAAUCCUUCAACUGAUAUGCAGGCCAGAGAGCGUGCUUGGCGUAUUGGUCAGAAACGGGACGUGACAGUGUAUAGGUUGAUCACACGUGGAACUAUAGAGGAGAAAGUGUAUCACCGUCAGAUUUAUAAACAUUUUCUUACCAAUAAGAUAUUGAAGAACCCACAGCAGAAAAGGUUCUUUAAAGCCCGAGAUAUGAAAGAUCUUUUCACACUGAAAGUGGAUGGAGAAACUGGGUCAACUGAAACGUCAAGUAUUUUCAGUCAAAUAUCUGAAGAAGUAAAUAUCAUUGGGACACAAAGAGAUAAUGAGGUUAACCAUAAACAUAGCCAAACUGCUGAACCGAGCUCUGAAGAUGUUGCAGUUGGUAAUGAUGGCAAAUCACAGAGAGGAUCUUUACGGGGAAAGGGGAAAGAGAAAGUUGAAAGUAAUAAUGAGGUGGAUGAGGAAACAAAUAUAUUGAGAAGUCUUUUUGAUGCCAACGGGAUACAUAGCGCCAUGAACCAUGAUUUGAUCAUGAAUGCCCAUGAUGAGGAGAAGAUGAGACUUGAGGAGCAAGCUUCCCAGGUUGCACAAAGAGCCUCGGAAGCUUUACGUCAGUCACGAAUGCUCCGAAGCCAUGAUAGCAUCUCUGUUCCAACGUGGACAGGAAGGUCGGGUACUGCUGGUGCACCGUCAUCUGUUCAGCGGAAGUUUGGUUCAACUGUGAAUCCCCAGCUGUUAAAUAAUAGCAAAGCAUCUAAUGAAUUAUCCAACCAUGGACCUAACAAAUUCAAUGGACUUGCUGCUGGGGCAUCCUCUGGUAAGGCAUUAUCUUCAGCUGAACUAUUGGCUCGAAUUCGAGGUAACCAAGAAAAAGCCAUUGGUGCUGGGCUUGAACAUCAAUUUGAUAUGGUGUCAAUUUCCUCUAAUCAAGCAAGAUCAAUAGAUGUUCGAUCUUCUAGGGCUAUUGAAAAUUCAUCUGGGUCGCAACCUGAAGUAUUGAUUCGGAAAAUAUGUACCUUUCUAACACAGCAAGGUGGUAGUUCCAAUUCAGCCAGCAUAGUUCAGUAUUUCAAGGACAGAAUUCCCUCGAGAGAUCUUGCCCUGUUCAAGAAUCUGUUAAAGGAAAUAGCAACUCUGCAGAAAGGACCAAAUGGAUCGCAUUGGGUUCUGAAGCCAGACUAUCAAGAAUAGUAAGCUAUUUGUCAAUACUUCAAUGCCAACUGCACAAUACUAGUCACUUACGUUGUUGGAAUCUUCGUUAUGUAAUCUGAGCAGUGAACAUGCAGCUUGCUUUGUCAAGGGUUUUUUUUUUUUUUUUUGGGCUGAUAUUAAGUUUUCGUGGGAUGCAGAACAACACACCUGUAGCGCAUUAGUGGGUUCUUAGAACAAUUUUUUAUACUGAAAAUGGACAAAAUAGACAAACAGGCACCUUUUGUUGUACAGGAAAUUUGUAGGGCCGCUUUUUGUUUUUAUUAUUAUCGUUUUGGUUAUUCUCGAUAAUUCUUAGACAAAAAGUGUGUGUUAGCACAAUUUUGUAUACUGAAAAUGGACAAAAUAGACAGACAGGCACCUUUUCUUGUACAGGAAAUUUGUA